This is a messenger RNA of Colletotrichum truncatum, 888 nucleotides long. Its product is annotated as extracellular protein. The record is from RefSeq and is a predicted model, not a curated record. NCBI's taxonomy places the organism in Eukaryota, Fungi, Ascomycota, Sordariomycetes, Glomerellales, Glomerellaceae.
AUGCGUCUUCAAUCAUGGCUCCAUCUCUUCGCAGCCACAGUGACAUGCGACGCACACAUGGCAAUGGUUAACCCGCCCCCUCUCAAAUCGAACGUUAACCCAAAUACACCCCUCGGAACCGCUGACUACAGCUAUACAAAUCCCCUGUCUGGCAGCGGAUCCGACUACCCUUGCAAGGGUUACUUGAGCCUGCUAGGCACUUCAGAGGGAACGCCUGUCGACACGUGGGACGCUGGAGAGCCACGCUCUGUCACCAUCUCGGGGGGUGCAGUUCAUGGCGGAGGAUCCUGUCAGAUCAGCCUUUCGGUCGACAAAGGCAGAACAUUCAAAGUCAUUCACAGCUACAUUGGCGGCUGUCCCGCAGGAGAAGGGGCCAUGCUCAAGUUCACCGUCCCCGCCGAAACACCACCAACGGAACAAGCGGUUCUAGCGUGGUCAUGGUUCAACAACUUGGGAAACAGGGAGAUGUACAUGAAUUGCGCUGUUAUUAGAAUUGCCCACGGGGGCGCAGGCUCCGGUUUCAAAAGAAGGCCCAACAUUUUCCGGGCAAACAUUAACCAGUGCAGGACGGUCGAGUCAAAGGAUCUCAUGUUUCCAAAUCCUGGACCCAAUGUCGACCUCAACAACCCUGGUGCUGUGCCGCCGACCGGAGAUUGCGAAACCGGUCCCGGAGCAGCUGACUUAGAUGGCUCUGACCCUGAUUCGGAACCUGGGAAUGACGAUGAGAACGAAGGCAUGGGAUUCAAGCCAGGCAAUGACUGGCCUCCUGGGUUCAAAGAAAACAGUACUUGGGCGAUAGUGGUGGGGCCUCAUGAAAUACUGGUGCUACUAGGCGUUAUAAUGCUCAGUAUAUGCUUGCAUCAUACCUGGUUUAGCAACUUCUUAUAA